Eruca vesicaria subsp. sativa (arugula) is the source of this 2480-nucleotide messenger RNA. The record is from the annotation of a GenBank genome assembly. Lineage: Eukaryota; Viridiplantae; Streptophyta; Magnoliopsida; Brassicales; Brassicaceae.
UUAAAGUACACGUGUCAAAAUCAUGAAGGACAAUCACAAUCACCGAAAAGGGGUCACAUGGAGAUGUCUGACCAUGGUUAACAUUUAACCGAACCAGAGUUGGCUUUUUUUUUUGAGCUUGACCUUCCUUCUCUUUCAUCUUCCUCUAACCUUCUUUCUUCUCUUUCUACACCUUAAUUUGUUUCUGCAGCUUCAUCGCUCCGUUAAUGGCGCCUCAGAUCUAUCCCUCCCAUAUAUAACACUCCUUUUCAAACUCUUUCUCAAAACCACUCCCAAUUUUCGUUUCUUAUCUAUCAAUCAAGAUCUCGAGUUUUUUCUCCUUUUUCUUAAUUCAACGAAAUGUAUAAGCGAGUGUCCUUAUCGUUUCCAGAAGAAGUUCUUGAACACGUAUUCUCCUUUAUUCAUCUCGACAAAGACAGAAACUCCGUCUCUCUAGUCUGCAAGUCAUGGUACGAGAUCGAGCGUUGGUGCCGGAAGAAAGUCUUCAUCGGGAACUGCUACGCCGUCAGCCCCGCGGCGGUGAUAAGUCGGUUCCCUAAACUGAGAUCCGUGGAGAUUAAGGGGAAGCCACACUUCGCGGACUUCAAUUUGGUGCCGGAGGGAUGGGGAGGUGACGUGUAUCCGUGGAUUGAGGCGAUGUCGACUUCGUACACGUGGCUUGAGGAGAUAAGGCUGAAGAGGAUGGUGGUUAGCGACGAGUGUUUGGAGCUUAUUGCUAAGUCGUUUAAGAAUUUCAAAGUUUUAGUGCUUUCGUCAUGCGAUGGCUUCUCCACCGAUGGCCUCGCUGCUAUCGCCUCCACGUGCAGGAACCUGAAAGAGCUUGAUUUGCGUGAGAGUGAUGUUGAGGAUGUUAGUGGUCACUGGCUUAGCCAUUUUCCUGAUUCAUACACAUCUUUGGUUUCACUCAAUAUCUCUUGCUUAGCCUCUGAGGUCAGUUUCUCUGCCCUCGAAAGGCUGGUGAGCAGGUGUCCCUCUCUCAAGUCUCUAAAGCUUAACCGACCUGUUCCUCUUGAAAAACUGGCUACUUUGCUUCAAAGAGCACCUCAGAUUGAGGAAUUGGGCACUGGUGGCUACACUGCUGAUGUGCGUCCAGAUGUCUUCUCUGAUUUAUCUGUUGCUCUCUCCGGGUGCAAGAAGCUGAAGUGCUUAUCUGGGUUUUGGGAUGCUGCUCCUGCCUACCUUCCUGCGGUUUAUUCUGUUUGCAGUCGGGUUACUACUUUGAACCUGAGUUAUGCGACAGUCCAGAGCUAUGAUCUUGUCAAGCUUCUUAGCCAAUGCCCUAAACUGCAGCGCCUCUGGGUGUUGGACUACAUCGAGGAUACUGGUCUUGAAGUGCUUGCUUCAACCUGCAAGGACCUUCGGGAGUUGAGAGUGUUUCCGUCUGACCCUUUUGUCGUGGAGGCAAACGUUGCAUUGACGGAACAAGGGCUUGUCUCGGUCUCUAUAGGCUGUCCAAAACUCGAGUCGGUUCUUUACUUCUGCCGUCAGAUGACCAAUGAUGCUUUGGUAACCAUUGCUAGGAACCGUCCCAACAUGACACGCUUCCGUUUGUGCAUCAUUGAGCCGAAAGCCCCUGACCAUAUGACUCUAGAGCCACUGGAUGUUGGAUUUGGAGCCAUAGUAGAGCAUUGCAAAGAUCUCCGGCGGCUUUCCCUGUCAGGGCUCUUGACUGACAAGGUUUUCGAAUAUAUUGGGACAUAUGCAAAGAAGAUGGAAAUGCUGUCAGUGGCAUUUGCAGGAGAGAGUGACUUGGGCAUGCAUCAUGUUUUGUCAGGAUGCGAUAGCUUGAGGAAACUAGAGAUAAGGGACUGCCCGUUUGGAGACAAGGCGCUAUUGGCCAAUGCUUCAAAGCUGGAGACAAUGCGAUCUCUUUGGAUGUCUUCUUGUUCCGUGAGUUUUGGAGCCUGUAAGUUAUUAGGACAGAAGAUGCCAAAGCUCAAUGUGGAAGUCAUCGAUGAAAGGGGUCCGCCUGACUCGAGACCAGAGAGCUGCCCUGUUGAGAGAGUGUUCAUAUACCGAACAGUGGCGGGUCCUCGGUUUGACAUGCCUGGUUUCGUGUGGAACAUGGACCAACAACACUCAACCAUGAGGUUUACCAGGGAAAUGAUCACUACUACUAACGGGUUAUAAAAACAGAAAAUAAACGAGGUACAGUUUUUUCAUUAAAAUCCUUGUUCAUCAUCUCCCAUAUUAAUCGUUGCAGUUUAGGAACACGAGAGAGAGAGAGAGAGCUCUCCAUUAAUUUAAAUUUGAGCUGGUUCAUAUAACUAGCAAUGAAUAAGUGAAGAGAGAGGGAGACAGAGAGAGAAAAAGAUCCGAGAGACCUUCGUUUUUUUUUCUUCUUCAUAUUGUUGUAUGUUUGUUUGUCUACUUACUGAGAUCCUGGUUGGGUAUUAGUUUUGUUCAGAAGAUGAUAGAGAUUCUUUUAAAGACAAUGUCGAACUUGUAACUGUACUCUAUCUAUUUGGACUCAUUUUUAA